AUGGCUAGCACUGCAGAAGAUGUUCCCGCGGAGCCUAUAGACAACCAGGAGAAAGCUGGAGAUGAUGAAGAAGAAAUUGCAGCGAUGCGAGAGAGACUGACAAAGAUGGAGUCAGAAGCAGCCAAGCUGCAUGAGAUGCAAGCUUCCCUGGACCAGCAGACGGAGAACCUACGAGAAGACAAGGAGGACAUCGACGCGAGGAGUAUCUUCGUCGGCAACGUCGACUACGCGGCCUCGCCAGAGGAGAUACAGGCACACUUCCAGAGCUGCGGGUCGAUAAACAGAGUCACCAUCUUAUUGGAUAAAUUCACUGGCCAUCCAAAGGGGUAUGCGUAUGUCGAGUUCAGCGAACCCAGCCUUGUGGCGCAAGCUCUAGUGCUGAACGAGAGUCUGUUCCGUGGGAGGAAUAUAAAGGUUGUCCCGAAACGCACGAAUCUGCCGGGCAUGACUCGUGGACGGGGCCGUGGACGAGGCCGCGGAGGGUUCGGCCGUGGCAUGCCCCGGGGAGGAUACCGAGGAGGCGGCUACCGUGGCCGUGGGAGAGGUUAUGCUCCGUACUAA
Molecule: messenger RNA, 561 nt
Organism: Trichophyton rubrum CBS 118892
Lineage: Eukaryota; Fungi; Ascomycota; Eurotiomycetes; Onygenales; Arthrodermataceae
Exons: 4
Coding region: 1-561 (186 amino acids)
Molecular function (GO): RNA binding
Source: RefSeq, a predicted model, not a curated record